CGCCGUGGGAAACUCGACGAGCAGCAUGGCCGCAGGGUGUGCGGAGCCUCCGCGGUCCAAGGCGGCCUCUGAGGGCCCGGUGGUGGGAGCCGCCGGCGUCCUGCCCUGCCUGGAGCUGCCGACCUACGCCGCCGCUUGCGCGCUGCUGAACAGCCGCUACUCCUGCCUGGUGGCCGGGCCGCACCGCAGGCACAUCGCCCUGUCGCCGCGCUACCUUAACAGGAAACGCAGCGGCAUCCGAGAGCAGCUGGAUGCAGAGCUCCUGCGCUAUUCCGAAAGCCUUUUAGGUGUUCCCAUUGCGUAUGAUAACAUCAAAGUCGUGGGUGAACUGGGAGAUAUUUAUGAUGAUCAAGGACACAUUCAUCUCAAUAUUGAAGCAGAUUUCAUUAUUUUCUGCCCUGAACCAGGGCAAAAGCUUAUGGGUACAGUUAAUAAAGUGUCUUCCAGCCACAUUGGCUGUUUAGUACACGGGUGUUUCAAUGCCUCCAUCCCCAAACCUGAGCAGAUGCCAGCUGAGCAGUGGCAGACCCUGGAGGUAAACGUAGGUGAUGAACUAGAAUUUGAAGUGUUUCGUUUAGACUCAGAUGCUGCUGGAGUAUUCUGCAUUCGGGGAAAACUAAAUAUCACUAGUUUAAAAACCAAGUGUUCUGCAGUUUCUGAAGAAGUAACAGAAACUGGCACUGCUGAAGAAGCUGUUGACAAACCUCCAAAGAAGAAGAAGAAAAAGAAGAAAGACCCAGAGCCAGAUGAAACAGAAGGUGGUACCACUGAGCUAGCAGAAUUCGCAGCUGUCACCAUGAAAGAAGAGACAGACCUGCAGAUUAAUAACAACAUGAAUGGCUUCCGGGAGGAAGAGCCAAAGAAGAAGAAGAAGAAAAAGAAGAAAGACCCAGAGCCAGAUGAAGCAGAAGGUGGUACCACUGAGCUAGCAGAAUUUGCAGCUGUCACCAUGAAGGAAGAGACAGAUCUGCAGAUUAAUAACAACAUGAAUGGCCUCCGGGAGGAAGAGCCAAAGAAGAAGAAGAAGAGGAAGAAGAAAGACCCAGAGCCAGAUGAAGCAGAAGAAGGUGGUACCACUGAGCUAGCAGAAUUUGCAGCUGUCGCCAUGAAGGAAGAGACAGACCUGCAGAUUAAUAACAACAUGAAUGGCCUCCGGGAGGAAGAGCCAAAGAAGAAGAAGAAGAAGCAGCAGCACCAGGAAGAUCACAACCAGGACCCUGUUUUUCAAGGCAGUGACUCCAGUGGUUACCAAAGUGACCAUAGAAAGAAAAGAAAGCACAGUGAGGAGGCUGAAUUUACCCCACUUUUGGAACACUCUCCUAAAAAGAAAAGGAAAAAAUGAUUUUCUAUAGUACUUUGUAAAUAUGAUUCAGUUUUUAAAAGAUUGAACUGUACAUAGUAGAUGAAAUGUUUGAAUGCUAUGAAAGUUCUCAAAGCAGGAAACUGCUGAUUAGGAGUUGAAUGUUUGGUGUUAAAAUUGCAAAACUGAUCAUUUGGGAAAUGCCAAUAUUGUUAAAGUGCCACAUUUCUGUAUACAGAAUGAAAGGUAAGAGCUGCCCUCAGUCUCAACUCUUGCAUUCUUCCAGUGUUUUCAUUCUAAACAAAAUGUCUUCUACCAUCUCAGUACUAGCAA
Messenger RNA from Molossus molossus (Pallas's mastiff bat), 1633 nucleotides. RefSeq names its product RNA polymerase I subunit F (gene POLR1F). Gene Ontology annotation, cellular component: RNA polymerase I complex. The transcript has 4 exons. The coding region runs from base 26 to 1342 and encodes 438 amino acids. Gene Ontology annotation, biological process: DNA-templated transcription; DNA-templated transcription initiation. The record is from RefSeq and is a predicted model, not a curated record. NCBI's taxonomy places the organism in Eukaryota, Metazoa, Chordata, Mammalia, Chiroptera, Molossidae.